Aedes aegypti (yellow fever mosquito) is the source of this 1386-nucleotide messenger RNA. RefSeq names its product nucleolin 2-like. NCBI's taxonomy places the organism in Eukaryota, Metazoa, Arthropoda, Insecta, Diptera, Culicidae. The transcript has a single exon. The record is from RefSeq and is a predicted model, not a curated record. The coding region runs from base 1 to 1386 and encodes 461 amino acids.
AUGACCGAUGAGGGGUUUAGAAUCGAUUUGCCCGGAGUGGCCAAUAGCUCUCUGUCGGAAGUUCCUCAGGAAGUACUUAAGAAUGCCUCUCUGGAAAUACGAGACCACGACAGCACUAGUGAUGAGGACAAACCCUUGCAAUUGCUAAAACAACAGUACAGUUCGACGGGGGAAUUGAAAGAGGAGCAAUUGCAAGUUUUACAAAGUUUGACGAAAGAGAAGCAUUUGGAAAAAUUUGCUAGAAAUAUGCGGGAGAAGCAACGACUGGAACAGGAGCAGAAACAUGAAGCCAAAUUGGGGCGUUGCAGUAGUUCGGAAGACGAGACAGACACGAAAAGGAUGGUACAGCGAUCAAAAAUGCGCGCUAGGAAGUUGCGGAACCGGUUGAGCGUUCCACUGAAGUCGUCCGAUGUUAACACGGACGAGGAAGAUGAAGAAGAGGAAGACCAGGACCAAGCGAGAGAUUUGAGGAAGCGUAAAAGGUUGGACCAGACCUCUUCCGAAUCGGAAGCAGGGAGUAAUGCCAAAAGGAUGAGUCGUUGCCAAACGCAAAUGAAGCAAGAGAAUGGGACCGAUCUAAGCUCGGACGAGGACGAAUCGAAGUCGCCAGGGAAGAAGGAUGCUACGACGCCAGAAGUGAAAAAAGAAGCACAUCGAGGGACUCAAUCAGAUAGUGAGUCGAACAAUGUUAAGACUAAAGAAUCGGUGAGUGGCAAGAAGAACUGUGAAGCUGAUGAUGUAUCUAGCGAUUCUGAGUCGGAGAAAGAUUCGAAGGGAGUGAAGAAAAAUGAAUCUAAAAAGGCUGUGAAAACGAGGACCUCAUCAAGGUCCAGAAUAGUGGAGGAGGAGGAGGAAUCGUCGGAAAGUGAGGAAUCAGUGGUUGAAGAAGAAACAAUGACCCGCUCGAAGAGCAAACUUGAACUGGAGAAGCGUCGAUCUAACAGCAAGGUGUUGCGCAACGAUAAGAUUGUGGGAAACUUUGUGAGAGAGCGAAAAAAGUCAGAGAACAUCACACCGCAAAAGGGAAAGAAAGUGAAUACCAAGUUGGAGGCGAGUAAGAAAAGGAUCUUGGACAGUGAUUCGGAUUCGAAAGCAGUCAGUGCUAGGAAACGAACGAGGAAGACAUCCAAGCUGCAAACUACUUCCGGAUCUGAAAGCUCGGAGGAAAGCGAUGUUGAAACAGUUUCGGAACGCUUACGUUCAAGAAAACAGAAGAGUUCGGAAACAUCGGCUCCUUCAUCUGCCACAAAACGAGGUACCAGUCAGGAUAAUCGAACGCCUGCCAAGGGUACCUCGGACAAGAAGAAUGUUAAGCCGGAACCGCCUAAAAAAGCGAGGGCGUCAUCCAAAGAAAACCUCACAGGAUUGUGCUUCAGCCAAGGCUAG